UACACCGCGCCUCAUUAGCAUAACACUUUCCGGUGUCUACAAGAGCCGAGCGAACACGUUCAGCUCCGGAGAAAUACCAGCACAUCUCGAUUUCACACGACAUCAGCACAGAGACAUGAGUGCAAACAUGAGCGACAGCGAGAAGCUGGACAAGCAGCGGCUGAAGAACUUCAAGAAUAAAGGGCGCGAUCUGGAGACGAUGAGGAGGCAGCGGACUGAAGUGGUGGUUGAACUCAGGAAGAAUAAGAGAGACGAGCACCUGCUGAAGCGCAGGAACGUGCCUCAUGAGGAUAUCUGUGAGGACUCUGACGCAGACGGAGAUCUCAGGAGUCAAAACUCUUCUCUUGAAGCAAUAGUGCAGAAUGCCACCAGUGAUAACCAGGGCGUCCAGCUCAGCGCCGUCCAGGCCGCCAGGAAGCUGCUGUCGAGUGACCGCAACCCUCCCAUAGACGACCUGAUCAAGUCUGGGAUCCUGCCCAUCCUGGUGCACUGUCUGGACCGAGACGACAAUCCUUCUCUGCAGUUCGAGGCGGCCUGGGCCUUGACCAACAUCGCUUCAGGCACAUCAGAGCAGACUCAGGCCGUGGUGCAGUCCAAUGCGGUUCCUCUGUUCCUGCGGCUCCUGCACUCUCCGCAUCAGAACGUGUGUGAGCAGGCCGUCUGGGCUUUAGGGAACAUCAUCGGUGAUGGUCCUCAGUGCAGAGACUACGUCAUCAGCCUGGGGGUGGUCAAGCCCCUCCUGGCCUUCAUCAGCCCCUCCAUACCCAUCACCUUCCUCCGCAACGUCACUUGGGUCAUGGUGAACCUGUGCCGGCACAAGGACCCCCCCCCGCCCAUGGAGACCAUCCAGGAGAUUCUCCCUGCGCUGUGCGUGCUCAUCCACCACACUGAUGUGAACAUCCUGGUGGACACCGUCUGGGCGCUGUCUUAUCUCACAGACGCUGGCAAUGAGCAGAUCCAGAUGGUCAUCGACUCGGGGAUUGUGCCGUACCUCGUGCCCUUACUGAGCCACCAGGAGGUCAAAGUUCAGACGGCUGCUCUGCGAGCGGUGGGGAACAUAGUGACGGGCACAGAUGAACAGACGCAGGUGGUGCUCAACUGUGACGCUCUGGGGCACUUCCAAGCGCUCCUCACACACCCCAAAGAGAAGAUCAACAAGGAGGCCGUGUGGUUCCUGUCCAACAUCACGGCAGGAAACCAGCAGCAGGUUCAGGCCGUCAUCGAUGCCAAUCUAGUGCCCAUGAUUAUUCUGCUGCUGGAUAAGGGAGAUUUCGGCACUCAGAAGGAGGCGGCGUGGGCCAUCAGUAACCUGACCAUCAGCGGCAGAAAGGAGCAGGUGGCGUACCUGAUCCAGCAGCAGGUGGUUCCUCCCUUCUGUAACCUGCUGACGGUCAAAGACGCUCAGGUGGUGCAGGUGGUCCUGGACGGACUCAGUAAUAUCCUCAAGAUGGCUGAUGAUGAAGCGGAGACCAUCGCCAACCUGAUCGAGGAGUGUGGAGGUUUGGAGAAAAUCGAGCAACUGCAGAACCAUGAGAAUGAGGACAUCUACAAACUGGCUUAUGAAAUAAUCGAUCAGUUCUUCUCAUCUGAUGAUAUUGACGAGGACUCCAACCUGGUCCCCGAAGCGAUCCAAGGAGGAACGUACAGCUUCAACUCUUCUACCAACGUGCCAGCAGAGGGGUUCCAGUUCUAGACCCGACGGGGAAGUCUGGAGAUUUGUUUGUGAUGCAGCACUCUGUUCAACAUUAAAAAUAAUUAGAGAGAGCGAGAGAGAGCGCGAGAGAGUGUGAGAGAUAUUAGAUCCGUUGUGCUUGGCUGAUGGGAUCCAGCUGCAUCUAAUCCGAGAGAAACUGAGUGGAGCUGCUUCUGGAGGAAGCGUCCAGACGGCGUUUGAGACGGCUUUGAGUGGAUGUGAGUGAGAGUGAGUGGCUGACUACUGCGUUUCAAACACCACCAUCUAAACCCAACGCGUGUCUUUUCAACACAACCAAACCCAACCAAUGGGAAUAACCAAGACAUCUCGCGCGAAUAAUCAGAGGAAGAACACUAAAGGAGAACCUCACCAACAACCAAGAGACGGGAACACACUUCUGAAGUGUGUGUGUGCGUUCAUCUGAUGUGCUGGAGAACAAACCCAGCAGGCCAGAGCCCUCUCCUUCACGCCGCAGUCUUUGGUCUGUCUGUGUGUGUGUGUGUGUGUGUGUGUGUGUGUGUGCUUGACUGACUGAAGAAACGCAGGACUGAAUGUAACGGACGCAGCGAGUCAAGAGCGUGUGGAAGGUGACCAAUUCAAUGGGAAAUAGUGGAAUAGCCUGGAAGAGGAGGCUAAAUUAAUAAUUCAAAUAAAUCACCUGCGGUGGAACGAGUGGACAUCAGUGAUCUAAAGAAGACAAUGUCAUGACUUUAAUUCUCCCUUUUCUUUUAACUGUUUAGUGUUGAUGACACUGGACUGAGCUUUGGCUGUUGCGUCUUCAAGGACGUGCGUGUUGUCCCAGUGUUUUUUCUUUUUCUUUUGGCCUUCCCAGUUUCAGCUUUUAUUUUUCAGUGCUGGUGUAAAUACAUGUAAUACACACAGUGCACUGUUGUACCUUUGCACAGACCCGGGCUAUUGUACAUUAACUGCACUGCUGUCAUGAUGAGUUUCCCGCUUCUCUGUUCUGGGGAAUAAAUGCGAUGGCUUUGAGCCGUGCGUGAUCAUGUGGGGAGGCGUUUCAGACGGAUCCACAGCAUGUGCUAAACUGCAGCAUACCUCCUUUUAGUGGGUUUUAGUUUUGUAAGUAUUAGUUUUUCCUCCUUUUAUUUUUAAAGUACCUACUGUAAUGUUUGUGACUUUUUUUUUUUUCAUUUCUGCCCCUCACCGUUCCUGACCGACAAGCAAUUCUCCACCGUUUUGCACAUUGCAGCGUUGGAGGUGUGUGAACAUUAGCGAGAUGGACAAAACUCAAACUCCUACUUGUAGUGCAAAUACAGAGUCCAUCUUCAUUUGUAGAUAUUGGUGUUCAGUGUUGAGCGUGUCUCUGGCGGACUGUGCGGUCCUUCAUCCUAAAGCACGCACAGGUAACGGUCUGAAAGCGCUGUUUAGGUUUACCAUCGAUCCUUUCGUUUCUUAAUUUUAGUUGACUGUAGAGCUCUCUGUUUUGCAUAACCUCAUUGUUUUAUUUACAGCCCACCCUCCCUAGCAUCAUUCCUUGUUUGCAAAUAUGUAGUUUCAAAAGAAGAGAAAAUAGAUGGUAUGCCUAUCCUGUUGGCCAUAGACUACAGGCUCUGUACCUAUUCAAAUAAAUAUUCAGAUGUGUCACA
Carassius gibelio (silver crucian carp) is the source of this 3300-nucleotide messenger RNA. RefSeq names its product importin subunit alpha-3-like. Gene Ontology annotation, biological process: NLS-bearing protein import into nucleus. The record is from RefSeq and is a predicted model, not a curated record. Gene Ontology annotation, cellular component: cytoplasm; nucleoplasm; nucleus. The coding region runs from base 116 to 1693 and encodes 525 amino acids. NCBI's taxonomy places the organism in Eukaryota, Metazoa, Chordata, Actinopteri, Cypriniformes, Cyprinidae. The transcript is spliced from 17 exons. Gene Ontology annotation, molecular function: protein binding; nuclear import signal receptor activity.